GACAGGGAAUGCCAGGAACAGGGUCGCAUCCCGGCAGGAGAUGGAGAACAGGUCUGGAUCCCUGGUUCCUCUGCGUGAUGAGGGAUGGGGUGGGAUUCCCACAGGAAGGAGAGCAGGGACACAUACCAGAUCCUGCCGGAGAACAGGGGAUGAGAAGGCAUCCCAGAUUCCAGAGGGGGAUGGAGGACACAUCCCGGGUCCAGCAGGCAGGUGGGGGAUGAGGCUGGAUCCUGGGUCCUGGUGGAUGGAGGACGGGGUUGAAUCCCCUGUUCCACCAAGGGAUGGCGGACAGUGUCAGAUCCCGGAUCUUGCCAGUGAAUCCCAGAGCUGUAGAGGCUGUUGGUGGGUUUGGGGCAAACCCUCCGAACUUCGACUGUGUCCUGUGGCACCCCGAAGCAUCUCGAGGAUCCUGGUGAUCUUCACUAGGCAAGAAUUUCCCAAACCCACGGAUUUCCCCCGGCAGGAGCAGCCAGCGAGUCCCUGCUCGGUGCCAGAGUCCCUCAGGCGCGGAGUUUCUGAAGCACUCAAAAUCACUGAUCUUCCCCUAAAAUGCUGGUACUCCGCGAUUGCUGGGAUGCCCCGGGGGCGGGGAGUUUUUUAGGCACAGUGAUUUACUCAAACUGCGGUGAUUAACCCCAAGCCCCAAAUGGCCGUGAUUUACCUACAUUCCGGCGCCUUCUUGUCGGGAGGGGAUGGCGCAGAUAUCCCUUCAAAGAGCUCCUGCCCCUCCUGCCACUACGACUGCACCACGACCACGUGCAGCUACCCCAGGCCCGACACACCGGCAGCGCGACCUCCGACAGCACCAGGACAGGGUUGGAAACACCGGAAGAGAACCCUGUGGUGUCCAGCCCCACACCACCAGGAGCACCGGGAAAACCAGAAACGUUCAGAGCAGGAAGCCACAUCCAGCCAUGAGCUGUGCAGGGAGCGCGGGUGGCACGAGAGGUGGCACCCGUCCGCACGCCACGCCAGAAGCGCCGCGAGGCUGUGCUCCCCAGCCUCACUCUGGAGGCACGAGAACCCCAUUGUAUCCCACCCCGCGCCACGCCGGGAGCACCGGGGUCCCCAUCCCGCUGCCAUGCACGGAGCCCACGGGCCAGUUCGACAUGUGGCGGGACUACCUGGGCCUGGCAGCCACGGUGACCGCGCUCCUCCGCGACCCCGCGCGCCCUGAAGACCCUUCGGCGUCACUGGGAUCCUCGUCUUCGUAUUCCGGGCCGGCUCCACGUGCGGGGCCGGCUCCACGUGCGGGGCCGGCUCCACGUGCCAGGCUGGCUCCGUGCUCCUUCUGCCAGCACAACGGGGAAGCACCGAGCGUGUACGAGAGCCACAGCCUGCGGGACGCCCGGGGCCGCCUGCAGUGCCCGGUGCUGCGCAGCUACGUCUGCCCUCAGUGCGGGGCUACGCAGGACCAGGCCCACACACGCCGCUUCUGCCCCCGCACACACCGCGGCUACACCUCCGUCUACUCCCGCCCGGCGCGCGCCAGGAGCUCCCAGAGGAGCGGGGCAGCACCGGGAUACGGCCCAAGGAUGGAGGAUCCUGUGUAA
Messenger RNA from Cinclus cinclus, 1553 nucleotides. It is a transcript of the gene NANOS3, whose product is annotated as nanos C2HC-type zinc finger 3. The record is from RefSeq and is a predicted model, not a curated record. The coding region runs from base 693 to 1553 and encodes 286 amino acids. Gene Ontology annotation, biological process: oogenesis; negative regulation of translation. Gene Ontology annotation, cellular component: perinuclear region of cytoplasm. Gene Ontology annotation, molecular function: zinc ion binding; mRNA binding. Lineage: Eukaryota; Metazoa; Chordata; Aves; Passeriformes; Cinclidae. The transcript has a single exon.